AGUUCGAUCAACGCAGAUAGGUUCAUAUAUUCUGCGGGAGUGUUUUGUUCUGCGGUCGCUUUGAACAAUUAUUUGAAGAAGAAAAAAAUUGAUUUUGAAUUGUAUGUUGGAAUAGAGAAGGCGUCAUGUUUACACGGGCAAUAGUCAGAAAUGUGCCAAGGAUUGGGCAACGAUUCUUCCAAUCGGCUUCUACAUCGAAAAUCGAACCAAAAUCCGUAUGCCUUGAACCAAUCACCCUGAAACCCAUCAAAAUUGAGAACAUUUCAAAACGCAGUGAUAAACUAUUGGAAUAUCAAUUCGCAGCACUGAACAUAAAUAAUGGCAAUUUGAUACCGCCAUCGAUUCGGCCACCAGCUCCAAAUCAACGCAUCGAAGAGCCGGGCAAAGAUGAACGCAAAAAUAUCGAUACACCCGUUUCGAUCAUUGUGAAUGAAAUUAUGGAGAAAAUCACUGAUAACAAUAAAGGUGACAUGGAUUUGCCACCAUUGGAAGGACAAAAUGAGAGUAUCGAAGCGGCCGUUAUGAUUGAAAUUCGUCGAUUGAAAAUGAAAAAGCACAAAUACAAGAAGCUUCAGAAGAAAAUGAAGUUUGAAUUUGCCAAACGAAAGCUGCGCCGCAGAAUGAAGAGAGAAAAAGAAUUUCAGGCCGAUUUACUCGCACAAAUCAAUGCAGCCGAUAAAUUCUCCGCUGAACAAUAUGUCGCUGAUAAAUUAUCGCAGUUGAAAAAUGUCCCACCACCAGAGCGAGAAAUUGUGAAAAUUUUCUAAACAGUCGACCAAAUGUGUAUAAAAAAAAAGGUUUUAAUAGUUUAAAUAAAACGUCAGCGAAUAUUGAAA
This is a messenger RNA of Sitodiplosis mosellana (orange wheat blossom midge), 836 nucleotides long. RefSeq lists its product as uncharacterized. The transcript has 2 exons. The coding region runs from base 126 to 767 and encodes 213 amino acids. The record is from RefSeq and is a predicted model, not a curated record. Lineage: Eukaryota; Metazoa; Arthropoda; Insecta; Diptera; Cecidomyiidae.